CACCGACACCGGCACCGGCACCGAGCGCAGCCCCGCACGGAAUUUGGGCACUGCAGGACACAGGAUGCCGUCGCAGCUGGAGCACGCCAUGGAGACGCUGAUGUUCACCUUCCACAAGUACGCGGGGGACAAGGAGCACCUGGCCAAGGAGGACCUCCGGGCACUCAUGGACAAGGAAUUCCCGGGAUUCCUCGAGAACCAGCGGGACCCGCAGGCGCUGGAGCGGAUCCUGCGGGAUGUGGAGCAGAGCCGCGAUGGCCGCGUUGGCUUCCAGGGCUUCUUCUCGCUGGUGGCCGGGCUGACCAUCGCCUGCAACGACUACUUCGUGCUGCACAUGAAACAGCGCGGCCGCCGCUGAGGGGACCCCCCCGGGGAGCCCCCCGCCCACCCAGGGGUGCCCCCCACCCAUCCAGGGGAGCCCCCCACCCACCCCGGGGUGCCACCCCAAACCCGCCUCGGAUCCUUUCCCCAAAUCCUAAAUGUGUGCCCCGAUCCCUGCCUUGGGGUUCUGACCCUUCCUCUUGAACCUUUGAGCCCCCCCGGGGGGGAUUGAGACCCCCCCACCCAUCCGUGG
Messenger RNA from Pseudopodoces humilis (Tibetan ground-tit), 574 nucleotides. It is a transcript of the gene S100A10, whose product is annotated as S100 calcium binding protein A10. Lineage: Eukaryota; Metazoa; Chordata; Aves; Passeriformes; Paridae. Gene Ontology annotation, cellular component: cytoplasm. Gene Ontology annotation, molecular function: calcium ion binding; calcium-dependent protein binding. The record is from RefSeq and is a predicted model, not a curated record.